GAUUGCAUGGACCAAGUUUUGGGGCUAUACGGGGGUCGACUAGUUGGGCCUUCUUCAAGCCGAUUGUUCAAGAUUUCUUGGUGUUUCGAGAGGAGUUCGACCAAUCUCCCUCUCGUUUUCCCCCACAGAAAACUAAUAUACUGUAAAGUCAAAAACCUUUUUCAGGUUUCUACAGAUACCACACCCAAACCAGCUUACCUGAGACACAUGUUUCUCGUCCCGAGCAAGAAAGUUGUUCCAAAUUUGGCUCACAAGAACAUUCCUAUUGACUAAUCUAAAGGCACCAGAGACCAUCUAAUUGUAGGUUAAACUUUAAGAGAUUUGUAUUCAUAUCUCUCUCUCUCUCUCUCUCUCUCUCUCUCUCUCUGUCCCGUAAGCAAACUAAUACAGCGAUCAUGAAUAGAGGAGAAACCUCAGAUUCCAUCCCAACUGAUCUCAUUCUCGACAUACUCUCGAGAUUGCCUUCAAAGUCCAUCGCGAGGUUUCGCUGCGUUUCGAAGCUAUGGUCGUCCAUGCUUGCCAGUCAAGCUUUCACCAGGUUGUUCGUUACCAGGUCCUCAUCUAAUCCACGUCUCUUAAUUGGGGUCGAACAAGACGGUGAGUGGAGAUUCUACUCGUCGCCUCAGCCUAAGAAUCCAUAUGACAAGUCAUCUCUUGUAGUAGCCGCCGAUUUUCAUAUGAAGUUUUCUGAAGGAACCCGAUCUUACGGUUGUAGCUAUGCUUUUGGUUUGAUCUAUUUUCGUACUAUGUGGAUCUCAAAGGAGGGUAACGAUCAAGUGGGUGUGAUAUGUAACCCUAGCACAGGACAAUAUGCGAUCCUACCACCUGAACCGUCCAGAAGCUGCCGUGGCAUUUUAGGGUUUGAUCCGAUAUGCAAGCAAUUCAAGGUUUUGGUCUUAAACAAUCCUGACAUUCAGCAUAUUCUGACAUUAGGAACUAAAAAUGUGAGGUGGAGGAGUAUGCAACGUUCCUUAAGGUAUGUUCCUCGUGAGCAAAGGCCGAUAUGCAUUAAUGGGGUUUUGUAUUACAUAGCUUACGACUUGCAGGACAGCUCGUAUGAUGUGAUAGGUUGCUUUCAUGUUAGGUUUGAGAAAUUCAAGUUUUUACAUGUAAAUUAUGAUAUGAUAGACUCUUUUUGUGUAUUAGUAAACUAUAAGGGCAAAUUAGGUGGGAUUUAUUGGGAGUAUGCUGAUGAUGGUGGAUUUCCUCUUGAGUUAUCUAUGUGGGUUCUAGAGGAUCUUGAGAAAAAUGAAUGGUCGGAAUAUGCCUACACUUUGAAGGCUGAUAAUAGCGUCGUUAAGGUUAACUACAAUCUUUCUGUUGUUGGGGUGACUGCUAGAGGUGAAAUUGUUUUGGCCAAGCAGUAUGCAUGUAAACCGUUUUAUGUUUUCUACUUUAAUCCCGAAAGGAACACUCUCCUAAGUGUUGAAAUCCAAGGUGUUGGAGAAGACCAUAGAGUCUGCGUCUUUGUUGACCAUGUGGAGGAUCUUCAUCAGUUUGAUAAUAUGAAGACAUCUAUAAGCCUACCACAACAGAAGCUUAAACCCACAAGCACAUCAACAUCAACAUCAUCUAAAAACAAUCAUCAAGUGAUGACGUCGAUAUUAUCUAGAAAAUAUCAUCAAGCGAGGACAUCAACAUCAUCUAGAAAAAAUCAUCAACUGAGGACUGUUUCUCACCCGCAACAAGAUCGGUGUACAAGUAACAAAUUUAGUGCUCUGUGUCUUUUAGAUGAUGAUGAAUUUUCAGGUGUCUAAACCUGAUUGCUUCCCUUGCUCCUAUGCAACUCUGCUCCAACUAUGAAGAACAAGCAACCGACAGUUCGUAUGCAGAACAAAUAUGAAUUAUUUGCUAGCCUAGAGUGAGGACAUGUGUCGAUUUGUUGUUGGCUAAUCUGAUCUUGGAAGCCAACUUAAAUUCAUGUAUAAAAUACUAGCUACUCUGGCUGGGCCUGGGAGUGUGACUUCUCAUAUACAGGUUUUGUGUGGGUUUUUACUUUUUAUCAUAUGGUUGCUUAGCAUUUUGUUCUUUCUGG
This is a messenger RNA of Arabidopsis lyrata subsp. lyrata, 2035 nucleotides long. Its product is annotated as F-box protein At1g67130. The record is from RefSeq and is a predicted model, not a curated record. Gene Ontology annotation, molecular function: protein binding. The transcript has a single exon. NCBI's taxonomy places the organism in Eukaryota, Viridiplantae, Streptophyta, Magnoliopsida, Brassicales, Brassicaceae. Bases 396 to 1757 code for a protein of 453 amino acids.